ACAAUACAAUACAACCCAGGAUCUCUGUGUUCCUUCUAUACUCUGAUGCCUGUGUGUCCCUCGCCCUCUUUCUUUUGCCUCAAUAUCAGAAGCUAGCUUUCUUCUUCAUCGCGUUACGAUCUCGGUGAGGAUCGAACGUUCUUCGUCUUGCCUUAAGGAAAAACCCCUCUGACCUCUCGAUCGUCGCGGCAUUGCCAACCGGGAUGGCGAUGGCGUCUCGGGAUGGAGGAGGUGCGGCGGGCCGGGCGGCGCUGCGGGUGGGCCGGACGCGGGAGUACCGGACGGGCAUGGAGACGGAGCUGCUGUCCAUCGACGCCGGGUCGUCGGGCGGCCCGGCGGUGAGCCUCUUCGUGCUGUGCGGCGACGGCUUCGAGGCCGCGCGCCUGUUCCGGUCGGGGACCCUGUCGCUGCACAUGGCCCGCGUGGAGGGCCUCGUCCCGAUGUCCAUGGCCACGGUCGCCGUCGGCGACCACCGGUGGAUGCUGGCGCGCGACGCCCUCGUGGCGCGCGUCGACGAGCGCACCUUCGUCUUCGAGCUCCCCGGCUUCUUCUACGCCGUCGCCAUGCCGCCCGACGCCGAGAGGGAGUGCGCCUCGAUGGCGGAGAUCCUCUCGCGGUUCUGCUCGUACCACGAUCUUGCCGCCGACGCCGCCGCCGAUGGUGGAGGCGAACUUGCUGGUGAGCUGGACACAAACCCGUGGGCCGGUGCUCACGCCAGGAUAAGUCGCCUCAAGAGGCAGCACACCUCGCCGGCUGCCGCCGACGCGCCGUCCGACCCCGCCAGGCAGAUGGAGCGCGCCGUCCGCACGUCAGCGGUAGUCAAGCUACUUACCCGAUCCCUGCUAUCUGGCGUGCUCCAGCCGGGCCGGCACCUGACCGUCACCACCGGCACCGCCUCCGCCAUCGCCGGCACCAGCUCGUGGCCCUCCACGGCAGCGCUGCCAAGCAGAUCGGUCGUGGCAGACCUGCUCGACGCCAUCGAGACGAACCGGGCCGUGCCGCGCUGCGGUGGAUCCGGUGGCGACGGCGGACUCGGACUCGGGUGGUGGAACCUCAACGUGGAGGGUGUAAUGCUGUUGCUCAGGGUCGUCCAGGCGGUCCGGGGAAGGAACAAUCUAGCGGCGCCGGCGCCAGGGGGAAAGAGGCCACGGGACGAGGGACCAGCUGGCCGCGACACCAUGAGAGGUGGCGUUGUGGGAGGCAGCAGCGCGGCACGGCGGUGGUGUGGCGCUGGCGGGCGGCCGGGGAAGAUUGGGAAUGCACCGUUGGCGCCUGUGGCUGUGGGGUCCAGACCAUCAUCAAAUAGAUGCUUGAUUGACGAUCGGUAGGGGUUUAGGGUAAUUAGGGAACGGUUUGAUUUGUUGAUAUGCUCAGACUGCUAUCGUACGCGAUGCAUGAUUGAUGAUCGGUAUGCUUCGA
Messenger RNA from Zea mays, 1419 nucleotides. RefSeq lists its product as uncharacterized. NCBI's taxonomy places the organism in Eukaryota, Viridiplantae, Streptophyta, Magnoliopsida, Poales, Poaceae. Gene Ontology annotation, cellular component: plasma membrane. The transcript is spliced from 3 exons. The coding region runs from base 204 to 1328 and encodes 374 amino acids. The record is from RefSeq and is marked validated.